Messenger RNA from Mangifera indica (mango), 778 nucleotides. RefSeq lists its product as uncharacterized. The coding region runs from base 92 to 625 and encodes 177 amino acids. Lineage: Eukaryota; Viridiplantae; Streptophyta; Magnoliopsida; Sapindales; Anacardiaceae. The record is from RefSeq and is a predicted model, not a curated record. The transcript has 2 exons.
AACGUAACGGUCACUUUUUGUGUCGUCUUCAACCUCAGAUUUCGCUUAAAAAUUUUCACGCUCGGAACACUCAACAUACAGCAAAGCAACAAUGAAACGUUUCAACGAAGAAGAAGAAAGCCUCAUUACAACUACAGCUAAAGUGAUCGAGUACUUAGAGCCGGUGAUGUCUCGAGAUCUGCUCUGCAAAUUCCCCGACCACUCAGCUUUCGACUUUGACUACUCACAGAGCUCCCUCUGGUCUCCUUUAGUUCCUCGCCAUUACAGCCCCAUGGACACAAUGACUCCAUUAAAGCUCUCGUAUGAUGAUAUCGGAGGUGGGUUUGAGUUGGAGAAUAAGAUGAGGAAUCACAGGGCCAAGAAAAUUAGUUUUGGUUCUGUUUUCAAGAAGAAACUCAACAAUAAAGUCGAUAUUUUGAAGCAGAUUAUGAACAGGAAGAAGAAGAAAACGGUGCAUGUUAUGGCCUCUGACUUCUCUCCAGCUUCUGUUAAAGGCUCUUGUGUUCCUCUCUCCUCUAAGAAAUGGACUAAGAUGCUGAAAGCUGCAUCAAAACAAUUCAAGAAGACGAAGAAGAAGAUGGAUCCUGCAGUUCAUAUCAAAUUGUCCAGCUGCUUAAGAGAUUGAAGCCAUUUCUCAAAUUUCUUGUAGUUAAAUAGUAUUUGUUCGGUGGAAUUAUUGUAUUCUUUGUUCAUUCCCAGAAAAUAUGAAAGUAUUUUCAGAAUAUUUUGGCAAUAUUAGAAAUUGAUAACAAAUACUUUUGAUCGUUUUGAUCUUCAA